Mytilus trossulus (common blue mussel) is the source of this 3681-nucleotide messenger RNA. RefSeq lists its product as uncharacterized. Lineage: Eukaryota; Metazoa; Mollusca; Bivalvia; Mytilida; Mytilidae. The transcript is spliced from 2 exons. Bases 1 to 3681 code for a protein of 1226 amino acids. The record is from RefSeq and is a predicted model, not a curated record.
AUGACUAAGAAAGAUUCUGGUAUAAAGGUUAAAAAAGAUGAUCUCAAUAAAACUAUGUCGGCGAGAAUUUCUAUGUACUCAAAGGUAAGACAAGAUAUUCUCACACAUGACAAAAUUAUAAACAAACAGCUGCAGGUAGACAAAUAUUUUAAGGAACUCGUAGAUAAAUUGGAUGAAAGUCAUGAAACUGAUUUAACAUUAGUCAAAUUGGAUCUUAAUGCUUUAUUGUUAUUCACAAAAGAGACAGAGGAUAAAGUCAAAGAGGUACAGGAGUUAAGAACAAGGAUUAUAGUUAUUCUCUUAGCUUUAUCAGGAGUGAGUACCGGUGACUCGGGUGAGGACUCAUCUGAUUCAUCGUCAAGAGAAAACUUUGUUCCGAGUUCGAAGAAACAGGAAGCUAGCUCUCAAACCCCGUCACUGUUUGAAGAAUCAGGAAUUGAUAAAACUACAUAUGAUAAAUAUGUGACAAGACAAUUCCAACCGUCUGAUGGCAAAGAAUCAGGAAAUUAUAACCAACAGUUUAUAAAUCAGUAUAUAGAGCAAGAAAUAACAGCAGUCAAUAAUGAAUUUCUUAAUCCUAAAUAUGGCGAUUUAGGAAAGAGUAGUUCUAAUUCAAUAAAUUCAAACGUUGAUGAAUCUGGAAAUUACCUAACAUCUAAUAUAAAAAACACAUUACCACAACAAAAACCUGGCAUAUAUUCAGUGGACGAAGUUGUUUCAAAACACCUUCCAGACCCAACAAUAAAUACCAACGAGUUGGGAAAAGCACCUCUACUUCUUAUCGAAAGUUUGAACACAGAUAAGCAUAUUGAUCAAAUUGUAGAGGCGAAAGAGUAUAAUUUCGAGUCUGACAAAACAGCUGUAAAGGUUAACGUUGAUCUAGGGAUCGACAAUGCAAAAACAGGAAUCUUAAACAAUAUUUUGAUAAACUCUAAUUCAAAUACAAAAGACAAGAAUAUAGUACAAGGUGAUGGUAAAGUUAAUAUCAAUACUAGUACAGUUAAAGCUACAGAACAAAAGUAUAAUGAUGAAAUAAGGAGGGAACAUAAUAACAUAAUUGAUAAGCUAUCAAUAAACAGAGAAAAACUUGCAUAUUUAAAUGGAGAAAAAGUUCAAACGAAGAUUUAUAACCCCUCAUCAAAUUCGAAUGCGAGGAAUACAAUUAUGAAGUCUGUGAAAUCUGCAGAUGUGUUGAAUCCAGCUUUUUCAAGUUUUUAUAUAAAAAAGAAAACCCCUGAAACAAAUGGCGAAGCAGAAAAACAAAAGAACCCAAGCAGAAAUAUGACACCUAAAAGCCAAUCACCGAAGUUAUCCUCUGUUGAUUUAUCUUAUCAAUCCUUCAUAACCAGCUCUGAACCAGCUGACAGUUCGUUGAUUGCAAAAAUAAUAAAACCGCAAUCAAAACAAAACUUAGAUGUCAAAACCUCUAAAUAUUUUAAAACGGAUGGAAAACUUCAAAAAGAAAGUUAUGGUAAAAAUAAAUCAGUAACUUCUAAAGUUGAUAAUUGGUUGUGGAUAUAUCCUAAAGCAAGGAUUAUCAAAAAAGGAAAUUCAGGCCAAGACAAAAAAGUAGAAGCAAAAUCAGAACAAAAUAACAAAAUAUAUGAUGAUAAACGUUUCAAAACUAAGAAAGAAAACCAAGACAAUAUAACGAAGAAGGAACAAAAUCGUCUGACCGAAAAAGGAAAACAUAAAAGACCAGGACAAGUUUGGAAUAAAUAUUCUACCUUUUCAAAACGUAAACCCCAAUACCAGUGGAAAUAUCCACUUGGAGCACCAGAUUUUAUUGAUAUGUUUACUGAUUGGCUGCUUAACUCUUCAAAAGACGUCAGCCGAAACAAAAAGAAAAUUCGUUCAGAUCAACAAACUAUUUUUGGUCAGGAACUUGGAAAUACAGCUGUCAAGAAAUAUAAUAGAGACCUGACUGCAAAUCGUCCAGCUUCCAUAGAAAGUCUUGCAAAGUCCACAAAUGAUAACCAAGAUUUGAGACAAUCCAAGAAUAAUGAACAAGGAAUUGUAAAGUUUAAAGAUAACCCUUCGGCUUUUGGGGCACCAAAGAAAAUGAGAGGGAAAAUUACAAAUGAACUAACAAAUGUAAAUCAUUUGUCAGACACAAUUGUGAAUUCAAAACCUAAAAAAGAAGAAACUAAAGUUAGAAAGAUCUCAAAUGGAGAUAACAAAAGCUUAAUGGCGCACUACGACAUAAACGUCAACAAUUUAGCCUCUCUCGAAGAGUUUUUAUCAUCAAGUAUAGGUUCACACGCUAAAACAAAAAAUAAUUUAUGGAAUUUUUCAACAAUUAAUUCCAAACAAAGGGCGAAACAGUCUGAAAACCGACACUCACACUCUUCACAACCAUCAUCUCAAAUUAACGUUGUAAAUCAUGAUCGGGUAAAACAAGCAAUAAAGAGUUCAUAUGAUACAUCUAUUCCAAAGAAAAAUCUGACUAUCUUACCACAGUUUGGUGGUUUAAAAAUUAAUGUUGGUGGUUUUAGCCAUGGUUUGCCAGCGAGUUUAAGUAAAUUGCACCAAAAAUUGCAACAGGCGUGGAAUAAACGUAAACGUACAUAUGUACCGGAAACAAAAAUUAAUCACGUAGCUUUAGACAAAGACGAAAUUGAAAUAGGUUCCAAACUUGUUGCUAUAACAAACCAGUCACGGAUCAUGCUUGAUAUCCCGGAUAUCGAAGCAAGAGUAAGAAACAGAGGUAAACAAAAUAUUCAUCAUCAUUUAAAAAUACCUACUAUAUUACCUUAUUUGGUAAGAAGUGAUACAAGUAAUAUCGGCAAAGGCAAAGCAGAGCGUACCAUAAAACCCAAUUCCAUACAAAAUCAAAAAGGAAUAAACAUUGAAAAAGACUCUAAGGAUAUAAAAAACAAUGUAAUUGAAAUUGUAAAUGAGGCCCGGGAAUCAUCGGAGCCAAAAAAAGAAUUUACUCAGACACAAUUCCAAAACAGUAAGAUAUUGACCAGUUUGCCAUAUCACGUGCGUUCGCGUACAUACAAUGCAAACGGCGCUAAAGCAAUAAAGGAUUUUACUGUGGUCGCAGAUAAUACACCAUCAUUAUCAAAAUUACCUAACAACAACAUAGCCAUUCGUUCCAAUCUUAACUUUAUACGUUUGGUUAAACCCCGAGUUCCUACAAAAAGAACACAGAUAGUCCACCCGCAUGCCAAUGUUGUUGUUCGUAAGAAUUUGGGACUUCACACAAAGAAGAACUUUAAAAGAAACAGGAAUACCCGGCAGGAUCAAGUUUCUAGCAUUCCUCAAAAGAAACAAAUGAAUCACAACUCUGCAUCUAUUUUAUCAAUUAAUCGAGAAAGAAAAAGAAGAGUGGAGACGAAAACGGCUUCUGAAGGUCGUCUCUCGCCAUUACAAUUAAGGAGAAUGCAACAAGCUAUGAACGUUAUGCGGGCACCAGGACCAGUGCAAACAUCGGUAAAUAGAGUUAAUAAUUUCCAAAGACAUGCAAAACAAACUAUUUCCCAAAGAACUGCUAGAUUGAGAAACACUGUUAAAUCUAAUGCACGAACGCGUACUCGACGGUUGAGACGAAAUAAUGUCAUAUCAAAUUCAGUGGGCCGACCAGGACGACGGAUCCAAUUUCGUAAUCAUAAUCGAAAUUUUAGAUCGUUUCCAACUCAUAAUGUAAGAAAUCCUGCAGCAAGGGGAUUUGUAUGA